UGCAACAGGGUUGUGUUCAUUUCAUCGGGGCAGUGUUUUACUUUUACGAGAUUUUGUCUAUGCGCUCAUCAUCUUCAUCUAAAUCCCACCAAACCCAAACACAAGAGAGAGAGAGAGAGAGAGACACCAAUUCAAUUAAAAGAUCAUAAUUUUGUUCAAAUGAAUCAGUUCACUUCCUUCUUUUGAAUACCAGAUCUCGCCUCUGCCAUGUCUCAAUUCUGUGUUUUAGCUGAAGCAUAAAAAUGGAUGAUUUUUCGGGUCCUGAUUUGAUCAGUGACCUUCCUCAAAGUAUUAUAGAAACCAUUUUGAUACAACUUCCUAUAAGAGAUGCUGUUAGAACUAGCAUUUUGUCGCGUAAAUGGCGGUACAAAUGGUCCACAAUUACUCAGCUUGUUUUCGACGAAAAAUGUUACCCUAACUCAACCGACCGAGAAGUUGUUCAAAAAAGUGUUGUUGAGUUUAUUACCCGAUUGCUGUUUCUUCACCAAGGGCCAAUUCAUAAGUUUCAAAUUGUGAAUACAAGCUUGCAGACCUGCCCUGCUAUAAAUCAGUGGAUUCUUUUCCUUUCGAGAAAUGAUCUUAAAGAUUUGGAUCUUGAAUUGGGAGAAGGUGAAUUCUUUAGAAUGCCGUCAUGUUUUUUUAGUUGCGAGAAAUUGACUCGAUUGGAGCUCUCGCGCUGCGAGUUGUAUCCGCCUGCUAGUUUUAAGGGAUUUUCGUAUUUGAAGUGUCUCAAUCUUCAUCAAGUUUUGAUAUCCCCUGAAGCAAUUGAGAGCCUCAUUUCAAGUUGCCCUCUAUUGGAGAACUUAUCGCUGUCAUACUUUGACUGUUUAGCUCUUACUGUACGUGCUCCAAAUCUCAAGUACUUGUGCCUUGAAGGCGAAUUCAAGGAAAUUUGUCUUGUAGAUACUCCACUCUUGGUUGAAUUAUCUGUUGCUAUGUAUAUGACUGACGAGCACAUGGAGCAAAGCUCAACUUGCAAUUUUGUCAAGUUUCUUGGCGGUGUGCCUAACCUCGAGAGACUUGUUGGUCUUAUUGACUUCACAAAGUAUUUGAGCAUAGGUAAUGACCUAGGGCAUCUUGCUAUAAUGUACAACAAUUUAGAGACUAUUGAAAUGUAUCAAGUAAGUUUUGAGGAUAUGAAAGAAAUACUUGUCGUCUUUCGUUUGAUUACAAGCUCUCCUAAUUUAAAAGAACUUCACAUUUCGGGUUCAUCAAACAUAUCAAAUGCCCCGUAUGCUGGAUAUGCAGGUUUGGAUUUUUGGGAAAAAGAAUGCCCUUCGGAUUCUAUACUUGGUCAGCUUAAACUUGUGAAGUUGACAGAAAUGAGCGGUAUGCCACAUGAGAUCGAAUUUAUCAGAUUUUUGCUUGGAUGUUCACCUAUGCUGGAGACAAUGAGUAUCAUUCCUGCUAUGUAUGAUUUGGAUUGUCAAUUGAAAAUGGUGGUCGAACUGAUGAAAUUUCGAAGAGCUUCUACCAGAGCAGAAAUUUAUUUCAUCCGCGGAGAUUAAACAUUUUGAGUUUUGACUAUGUUGUCAUGCAUUCUUUUAUGCCUUUUUCUCAUUUUCCUUGUUACUUAUCUAUUUUUUGAUUACAAUUAGCAUCCAAUGGUGUACUUUGAGUCAAUUUCUGUCAAGAUAUAUAUGAAAACUUGUACAAGCCAUGUGUAUGUAAGGUGCACGUGCAAUGUCACCGCUCACUUUCUACUAUUGUGUCGAGAAAUGAUAUUUGUACAACCAUUUUGUAACAACUUUUAGACAACUUUCUCUCAUACUCACAUUGUGUUUUUAUCAUUUCUCUUCUUUUUUCUCUUUCCAUUAUUUUUAACCAAUAAGAAUUGAGAAAACCAAGGUUGUCACCAAAGUUGUCACCAUAUAGAUGUACAAAUAUCAUUACCCUUUUGUGUCAGUAGUUGAUUCCUAAGGUGUUCGAAUAUAAUCUAAUCUCUUAAUCUCUGGUUCAUAGGA
This is a messenger RNA of Medicago truncatula (barrel medic), 1964 nucleotides long. RefSeq names its product F-box/FBD/LRR-repeat protein At1g13570. The record is from RefSeq and is a predicted model, not a curated record. Gene Ontology annotation, molecular function: protein binding. Bases 243 to 1508 code for a protein of 421 amino acids. NCBI's taxonomy places the organism in Eukaryota, Viridiplantae, Streptophyta, Magnoliopsida, Fabales, Fabaceae. The transcript is spliced from 4 exons.